Vigna angularis (adzuki bean) is the source of this 1013-nucleotide messenger RNA. RefSeq names its product CLAVATA3/ESR (CLE)-related protein TDIF-like. Gene Ontology annotation, molecular function: receptor serine/threonine kinase binding. The transcript has a single exon. Gene Ontology annotation, biological process: xylem development. Gene Ontology annotation, cellular component: apoplast. NCBI's taxonomy places the organism in Eukaryota, Viridiplantae, Streptophyta, Magnoliopsida, Fabales, Fabaceae. The record is from RefSeq and is a predicted model, not a curated record. The coding region runs from base 180 to 542 and encodes 120 amino acids.
GGACAAAUGUGCAUCGAAUUUCAUUUGCUUCCAACCAAAAUCACUUUUGUUGAAGCUUCUCAUCCUCUCUUCCCUUUCUCUCUGUCUCUCUCUCUCUCUCUCUCAAACCCAAUUUGAUUCAUCUCUCUCUGUACUAUUCUGCUGUUCUUUGUCCCUCUUCUUAGCCUUGGAGCUGGUUGAUGGAUAUUGAACCCUUGUGGGCAAUUGGGGGGUGGUUUUCUCUUUCAAAUUGCAUGGCAGAACCUAAAUCGUCAUCACCAAUCUCAGAACCAUGCUCAAAAUCACCUUCUUUUCUUCAUUUUCUCACCCUUUUCUUCAUCCUUCUCCUCCUCAUCAAUCUAUCUCACCAACCACACCCUUCUACCAUGGCCUCUUUGGAAAGCACAAAAGCUUCAUCAGAAUCAACCAUGUCUACCACAGCCAUGCACCCUCAGAAUAGCCAGAAAUCCCGUUCUCCAUCUUCCAAGGCUGCUUCUGCUAAAAGAGAAUUUGGAGCUGAGGCUCAUGAAGUUCCAAGUGGUCCAAACCCUAUCUCGAAUUAACCGGUAAGUCAGAACUCAGAGGCAUACACCAGCACAUAUAUGAACCAUAUAUAGCUAGAGCUAGCUGAAUAUUGAAGAUGACAAGGAGAUGUAAGGGCAUAGUCACUGUUGUUGUCAUGGUCAUCUUCAUAGUUCUUAUUUUGGUUCAUCACCAUUAUAAUAUAUAUUACCUGUCUCAGCGAGAGCUUUGUUAGUAUUGUUGUUGUCAUCAUCUUAGCAAAAUUAAAUAUCUCUCCCUUUUUGGCUGAAAAUGUAUAGAAAGAGAUACUCUAUUUUCUAUAUAUGUAUCUAUCUAUGUAUGUACCUACCUAUUUCUUUCUUACAUAGAUGGUGACAGAAUGGUGUUGGUGAUGGCAUAACUAAGCAUUCAAAUCCAUCUGCUUCUGUGUGGUAAUUGGUUUUGGCUUUCUACCAUAUUUGUAUUGCAAAUUAAGUACAAAGAGUUCAAAUUUAUGUGGUUGAGUUGUGUGA